Messenger RNA from Pelagomonas calceolata, 1712 nucleotides. The record is from the annotation of a GenBank genome assembly. NCBI's taxonomy places the organism in Eukaryota, Pelagophyceae, Pelagomonadales, Pelagomonadaceae.
GGUGCGACGACCGAUGCAAAUGACUUGGGGCUCUCAGAGACUCUUUUGCUUUUCUCUGCGCGGACAGCAAGUGCGCAGGCGUUCACACUGCAGCUGGGGUGUCCCUGGGCGCGUGUAGCGUGUCGUCUUGCACCGAUGCUCGCCAGCGCGGCGUGUUUUGACUGUCUGCUUUUGUCUUUGCUAGUGUCUUACUGUCGCUAGCAUCACUGGCGGCUGAAGCUCAGUAAAGCGGUUCUGCGGCGAACGAUGCGUAAAACGCCGUAAUCGCAAAGGCACAGCAUCGCUGCAGUGCUGCGCCACGCUGCUGCAUGGCUAUACAGAGGUAGCAGAGAUCACGAGGCAUGUAAAGCAAACCAGCUUUACGCCGCCGCCGCGAACGCCCAGACCAGUGCAGCAGCAGCUCUCCCAGACGCAAAAAUAAAACGCGCAGCGCACAAAGCCAGCAGCCAUGCAAACCACCAAGCGCCGCCGCCGCCGCCGCCGCCGCCGCGCGAGCCCGGCGCGCUGCCUCGUAGGCUGCUUAUGCAUUGCCAUCCUCCUGUCGAUCUACACGGCGCUCUGGGCGACGAGCGACGUCGAGACGGACGACGCGCAGCCGCGCCUGCGAGGCGUAAACCGAGACCGCAUGGCCUUCCUGUUCCUCGUGCGCGACCAGAUCCCCACAGCACCAAUCUGGAAGGCCUUCUUCGACGACGCCGACGAACAAGGCGCCCGGGGCCUCUACAAAAUCUACACGCACCCGCGGCCGGGAUUCGCAUACGCGCCCUCGUCGCUAUUUUACGGGACGGAGGUUACAAAUCGGACGCGCGUCAAGUGGGGCGCCGUCACGGUCGCGCGCGCGGAGAUGAGACUCAUCGUAUCAGCAUUACGAGACCCGCGGACGCAGCGGUCCAUUUUGAUGAGCGAGGCCGGCGUGCCACUGCACCCGUUCUGGUGCCUGCACACGUACCUCUUUUCGACAGAGAGGUCCUUCGUGGCGUCGUGGCGCACCGACGAGCGACGAAAAGUGUUGUACGACUUUGGUGUGGAAGAUGACCUCUACAGGAAAAGGUGGCGCAAGGGCCACCAGUGGGUCGCCCUGACGCGGAAGCACAUGGCGUUGCUGGACGCGGCCCAGUACGAAACAUUUAGGAAGGCCCAUGCGAUGUCGUCGCGCGCGGCGGACUUUCGGCGCGAGUGGCGCGGGCCUGCAAAAGAAGCCGACGACACGCACCACUGUUUUGCUGAUGAGCACUUCGCGGCGACGACGUUGGCCGUCCACGGCGUCGAGGGCGAGUUGGUUCCUGUUCGCUGCGGCGUCCCUUCGACCUUCACGCCAUCGACGCGUGCGAACGCAGGCCUCGCCGACCUACAUCUCCUUCGGCGCCUACCGUCGCGAAGGACGACGGCUCCUCGCUCCUUUGGACAUCACGCAGCCCAUGAAGCGCGACUGGCGCGCGACGACGUACAAGCCCGCGGACGUCACGCGCGAAUUAUUGGAUGUGGCGCGGGGCCGGUGCCGCUUUUCGACCGAUCCAGCGCCGCUCGCCGACGCGGACUCGACGAUACGAACGCCCCUAUCAAAAGUCACGGCGUGGGCCGCCUCGGAGAGAGACGCGCGGCGCGAGUGCCGCUUUCUUCAUGAAGACGCGCCGUGCUACCUCAUGAUGAGAAAAAUACCAAAGGAGACCGUGCCGAGGUACCUCGAAUCAUAUAAGAACAACUUAUCGUAA